Patiria miniata (bat star) is the source of this 2922-nucleotide messenger RNA. RefSeq lists its product as uncharacterized. Gene Ontology annotation, molecular function: nucleic acid binding. The coding region runs from base 1 to 2922 and encodes 973 amino acids. NCBI's taxonomy places the organism in Eukaryota, Metazoa, Echinodermata, Asteroidea, Valvatida, Asterinidae. The record is from RefSeq and is a predicted model, not a curated record. The transcript is spliced from 2 exons.
AUGGUUGAUACGCACUAUCAGAUGGACAUCCCCUUCAAGGUUCUGCCCCCACAGUUGCCAAAUAACAGAUCCCUUGCUGAGAAGAGGCUUGGAAGACGUCUUGCCAAGAACCCUGAAAUGCACGAUAGAUACAAGGCUGAAAUCGAGAAUCUACUGGACAAGAGAUAUGCAGAACGUGUGCUGAGCAGUGACAUUGAUGCUUCGCCAGGUGGGACCUGGUAUUUGCCUCAUCAUAAUGUGGUCAACCCCAACAAGCCCGAGAAACUCCGCAUAGUCUUUGACUGUGCUGCUGAAUAUGCUGGAACAUCUCUGAACAAGAAUGUUAUGCAAGGCCCCGACAUGACCAACAAGCUGAUUGGCGUAUUGGUGAGGUUCAGAGAGCAAAGAGUAGCAGUUAUGGGUGAUAUAGAGGCGAUGUUUCACCAGGUCAAGGUGACUCCAUCCCAUAGAGAUGUUCUGAGAUUCUUGUGGUGGAGAGAUGGAGACAUAGCCAACCAGCCUGAAGUCUUCAGAAUGGCAGUCCAUCUCUUCGGAGGUGUUUGGUGCCCGAGCUGUGCAAGUUAUGCUCUCCACAGAACGGCCGAAGACCACGAGGACGAAUUUGACCCUGAAGUCAUCACCACUGUGAUGGAAAACUUCUACGCUGAUGACUGCUUGAAGUCAGUGGAGAAUGAUGAGAAGGCCAUGAAGUUGGUGGAACAACUGUGCAAGCUGCUAUCUAUGGGUGGUUUUCGGCUAACCAAAUGGUUGUCAAACAGUCCGAAGGUCAUCGAAUCCAUCCCGCUGGAGGAAAGAGCCAAGAGCGCUAAAGAAGUCGACCUGGACAAUGGAUUACUACCUGUUGAGAGAGCACUUGGAGUACACUGGGACACACACAGAGAUGUUCUUGGUAUCAAAAUAAAGCCAAAAGAGAAGGGUUACACCAGAAGAGGUCUUCUGAGCAUCGUGAGUUCUGUAUAUGAUCCACUUGGAUUCGUGUGCCCAUUUGUGCUCCAAGCAAAGAAGAUCUUCCAAGAUGAGUGCAAGAGAGGAAAAGACUGGGAUGACGAGCUAGAGCCAGGAAACCUUGAGCAGUGGAUGAAGUGGCUGCAGGGUCUACCUAAGCUGGAAGAAUUCAGUGUUCCCAGGUGUAUCGUACCUCAAGAGUUUGGCUCACCCACCAGUGUACAGCUACAUCACUUCUGCGAUGGGUCUAUGGUUGCUUAUGGAGCAGUAUCGUACAUCAGGCUGGUAGACAACCGGGGACAUAUCCACACCUCAUUCUUGAUGGGAAAAUUAAGACUGGCUCCAAUGAAGUCGAUGACCAUUCCACGACUUGAACUCUCAGCAGCAGUCAUGGCAGUGCGGAUGGACAGUAUUCUGCAACGUGAAAUGAGGCUGGAGGUUCAGAGUACCACAUUUUGGACUGAUAGCCAGAUUGUCUUGCAAUACAUCAAGAACACCUCGAAGAGAUUCCAGACCUUCGUCACCAACAGAGUGAAUGUCAUUCACGAUGGUUUGCUGCCAGCUCAAUGGAGGUAUGUGGAUACACGCUCUAACCCAGCAGAUGACGCCUCCAGAGGGCUUGAUGCCAAGCAGAUGUUAUGCCAAUCAAGAUGGAAACAGGGGCUGGCGUUCCUGUCAGCGGAUGAGACAGCUUGGCCAGUGGAGCCUGAAGCAAGUCCGGACCUGCUCCAAGAUGACAAGGAAGUCAAGCAUGAGGCAAAGACCUGUGCUGUGGAGGGAGUUGCUCCAGACGAUGUCAUCAACACACUGCUGAAGAGGUAUUCGAGCUGGCAUCACUUGAAGAAGACAGUGGCGUGGUUGUUGCGGUUCAAGGCGUGGCUCCGCAAUCACAGACAGCAGGAACCACAAGUGUCCUUACAUGUUCACAACUUACAGGCAGCUGAGAAGGCAAUCAUUGCACACCUGCAGGAGAAGCACUUUGGUGAGGAAGUGCGUGCUUUGAAAACCAACGGGACGAUUUCCAGGAAGAGCGCAGUAUACAGCCUGGAUCCUGUGAUGGAUGAUGAUGGUCUGCUGCGAGUUGGAGGGAGGUUAAAGAUGGCGCCACUCGCAGAACAAGCAAAGCACCCGCUGAUAGUACUCAGGGAACACCAUGUAGCUGAGCUCGUCAUCAGACACUACCAUGAGAGGAAGUCAGCACAUUCGGGGAGGGAGUAUGUGCUGUGCCUGACGAGGGAGCGCUUUUGGAUUCCUAGAGCGCGCCCACUCAUCAACAGAGUACUUCGUGACUGUGUUGUCUGCAGGAGGAUCAAAGGAAAGACAUGUGCCCAGAGAAUGGCUGACCUACCUAAAGACAGAGUUACUCCCGGAGACCCUUCUUUCACUUGUACCGGAGUGGACUGCUUCGGGCCUUUCUUCGUCAAGAGGGGACGCAGCCAGGAAAAGAGAUAUGGUUGCUUAUUUACAUGCUUGGCAACGAGAGCCAUACACAUUGAGAAGCUCAACCAGAUGGACCCAGCCUCGUUCAUCAAUGCUUUGGUGAGGUUUUCAGCAAAGAGAGGAAUGCCAAAGAGGAUGCGUCCCGAUGAUGCAGAAGUUCUGACCCCAAACCACCUGCUGCUGCUCAGAGCUGGCCAGCCUGCACCUCCAGGGAACUUCAUCAAGCAGGAUGCGUAUGGACGGCGCUGGAGACAUGUGCAGCUGCUUGCAUAUCAGUUCUGGAAGCGCUGGAUACGCGAGUAUCUCCCAACUCAGCAGCUGAGGAGAAAGUGGAUAGAUCCCCAGAGGAACGUGGUUGCAGGAGACACUGUACUGAUCAUGGAGGAGGCUACACCAAGGAGGAACUGGCCCUUGGGACUCAUCACGAGGACAUUUCCAGGCAAGGAUGGACUUGUGAGGCCGGCUGAGGUGAAAACUCGCCAGAACAUUGUGGUCAGACCUGUCGACAAGCUCUGUCUGCUUGAGUCAGCUGACUGA